UGUAACUUUUCUCUUUUUCAGCUUGACCAACAACUACCUCUUCGAAGUUCAUGGACAUUUUUGCAAAGGUGCUAAGCCGCAUCAGCGUAAGAAGCCGUACCGGUGCGCAAUAAUGCAAACAUUUCAAGCUUGUAAGCAAUCGAAAUAAAAAAAAUCGUUCCAAUAUUAGCUUCAAAACCUGUCCUCCGAAGGAGAUUCGAUUUCCAAAUCAAAACAAACUCAGAGACUCGAUUGCUCUCGAGCAAACAAGCGACGUACCCGUCAAACUAGGAAGCUGCCCGUCACACGAUGCCCGCCUAUGCCGGAUUCGACAGCUUUGCGUCCUCGCGCAGGACCGCCGAAUCGAUUUACUACACGGCGAAGGAAUUCGACUCGGCGGACGAAUCGGACUGCCUGCGGCCACACCCGAUGCCGAUAUCGCGUCGGCCGAGCCUGAUGGAAUCGCUGGGACCGGCCGAUGCCAUCUUCAGCCGGCGGUACGUCGAUCCGUGGGACAUGGAAAAUUAUAUCUACGUGAGAAAGCAAGUGCUGGACCCCACCUCGGAGUCCGAGGUGCCUCCAUCGCCGGCCGGUGAGCCCAUCCAGUCCAAGUUCUACUACGUCCCGGGGGAUGUAGAAAGUUGCCGCGAGUGCAGCGCAGAAAUUGUGAGCCCCGCUGCCAAGGGGGAUCUCCUGGGUGACGAGGACGAUCUCGAGGACGACGGAAUCGAUGACGACGACCUGGAAGUGGACGAACUGGACGUAGUCGAUGACGAUGGGUUCUACACCGAACGGUACGACACGGUCAUGGAGGAGGACAGCAUCGGGGGAGACGAUGAACAUGUCUACAGCACGUAUACGGCAAUCUAUAACAAAUGA
Messenger RNA from Aedes aegypti (yellow fever mosquito), 858 nucleotides. RefSeq lists its product as uncharacterized. The record is from RefSeq and is a predicted model, not a curated record. Bases 289 to 858 code for a protein of 189 amino acids. The transcript is spliced from 3 exons. Lineage: Eukaryota; Metazoa; Arthropoda; Insecta; Diptera; Culicidae.